Molecule: messenger RNA, 1221 nt
Organism: Hypoxylon fragiforme
Lineage: Eukaryota; Fungi; Ascomycota; Sordariomycetes; Xylariales; Hypoxylaceae
Exons: 3
Coding region: 340-1188 (282 amino acids)
Molecular function (GO): peptidase activity
Source: RefSeq, a predicted model, not a curated record
AUUACCUAGUAGGUAGAUAGGUAGGUAGGUGCUAUAAUUACAUUUGAUAUGCACAUUAUUGUACAUAUCAAGUACAUAAGGCCCAUAUAUUCCAUGUUGUUUAGUUUCUUGGGCCAGCCGCAUAGCCGUCCGUAUUACGCACUCAUACAUACGAAUAAACAUACAUAAGCGGGAAAAGAUAGACCUAGGACCACUCCGUAUGGAAAUUCGGAAAACGGGAAACGGGAAACGGGAAAAUGAGAAAUGCAUACAUAUGUAUAUGGACUACUUAAACUUCGUCAUUCUUCUACGAUCUAUCCGUCUAGCUGAUAGAUAGACUACUACUAAGUACCCGGUUAUAUGGUUAGCAGGAGCAGGAUGGGAUUUGACGCCCUAGCGAAGAUAAAAGGCGCUGGGGCCGCCACGGAAGAAUAUAUCAGGGGAAAAUGGGAACAAAGCAAAUCAUGGGGCUCCUCGGAGGCCAAGAAACUUGCAGCCAAUGUCGAGAGAGAACGGCGCCGAAAGGAAAAGAAUGAAUUUCUCCGUUUGAUAUUGGCAAAGCUUACCGGUGAGCCGGCUAUCAACAUGCCGCCCCUCGAAUGGGAUCCCACUGCGACUCACAAAGCCGUCUUUCUCAUCACCACCUUCAUCGAAUUCGGCAAAUUCGAGCUAUCAAAAACCACCUACGAGUUGCUUGCAAAGCAUAUCGGCAUGAGCCAGAACAGCAUCAAUCACUGGGCAUUGUGUGUAAUCGAUCGCGGCUUUAAUCCUUCAUACUGCUACGACCUUAUGAGCGACCAAAUGGCACUCACGGUCCUCGGCAAGAAUUAUUUUCGCAUAACAGAGGUCACCCCCGCAUUCAUCGCGACCUGGAAUUCAUGUUUUUACAUCGGCGAAACGACGAAAUCCCAUCAGGAGAUCCAAGCACUAGGAGCUCGUCACAUGGCACUGCAUCCACGCUACAAUCUUUUGACGAGUAACUGUCAGGACAUGGCGGAAGAUCUUGUCAGGCAGAUAUGCAACGGUAGAAUAAUCGGCCUAGUCAAAUUGCGAGAGGAGUUGUCCCUAGCCUCGCCAAAGCUAGCCCUGGACCUUGUGGUGGCCCGGUUAAGAUCCAAGAUAGAAGUCUCGAAGGAGCACGAAGACAGCGACGGCGUCAAGGAAGAUUUAGAUACCAUCAAGAAGUUAUGGCGUAGAGUCCAUCGAUAAAUAGCGUUGUCUCUCUUCAUUACAUAGAUUGGU